Molecule: messenger RNA, 760 nt
Organism: Esox lucius (northern pike)
Lineage: Eukaryota; Metazoa; Chordata; Actinopteri; Esociformes; Esocidae
Product: transmembrane protease serine 11D
Exons: 3
Coding region: 314-760 (148 amino acids)
Biological process (GO): proteolysis
Molecular function (GO): serine-type endopeptidase activity
Source: RefSeq, a predicted model, not a curated record
CAAAAUAACUAUGCAAUGUGAUACAAUACGAUAAAAUACAGUAACCUUUAUGAAUCUAAUUUGAUGAUCGGAAAACUGGUCUCCAGCUCUGUUCUCACAACAAAGACACCAGCUUAUAAGCACCAGGGGUUUACCUACACUGUAACGCCGCUAGAUGAAGAACAGUUUCUGGGUUUUAAGCCUUACACUGGGACAAGUUUGUGGCUCCAUGUCAAUUCCGUAUCAUGUCUGAGGAGUGACAAAGAGUAAAAGUAACAACUCAAACAGACGAGACCGGGCUAUAAGCUCCUUGCUCCAGGGCACAACAUUGCAAAUGGCUACAUUUAGCUUCGGUAUUACGUCCCUUGCAGGAAAGCGGAUGGACACACUGCAGGAAGCUGAGGUGGAGCUGAUUGAGAGACAGACGUGUAACCAGAUUGACUGGUACAAUGGCAGCAUCGAGGCCGGCAUGGUCUGUGCGGGCUCCCAGACGGGGGCGGUCGACACAUGUCAGGGAGACAGCGGUGGCCCGCUGCAAUGCUUCAGCGAAGACCAGGAGAGAUUCUACAUCGUCGGAGUGACCAGUUUUGGGUACGCCUGCGGCCUGCCUAGGAGACCCGGAGUGUAUGCCAAGGCCAGCAAAUAUUCCCACUGGCUGAAGACAACUCAGUCGAGCCCAGCAAACUGUUACGUCUGGGUCGCCCAUGGCAACUCCUCCCCCACUCAAGAGAUGUCCAACCUCCACUGUCUUUUAGUCACCGGCUACCCCGUCACGUCCUAA